AUGGGGAACUUCGCGUCCUGCACGCUGGCCAGGAUCCCCGGGGCGGCCAAGGGCGCCAGAGUCGUGCUCCCCGACGGCGGGCUCAGGCUCGUCAGGCCCCCGGCCACGGCGGCGGAGCUCAUGCUCGAGGCGCCGGGCCAUUUCCUGGCCGACGCGCGCGCGCUGCAGGCGGGCCGCCGGAUCGAGGCGCUCGCGGCUGACGAAGACCUCGAGCUCGGCGGCGUCUACGCCGCCUUCCCCAUGAAGCGGCUCGGCUCCAAGGCCGCGCCCGCCGACGUGGCACGCCUGGCCGCCGUUUUCGCCAGGGAGGCUCAUGGCCGAAGGCCUGCCUCGGCCAAGGUGGCGGCCAUCGUCGUGGCGCCGCCCGAGGCGGCUUCCGUUGCCGCCGAGGCGGACCUCGCGCCGGUCAGGGCGCCGCGGUUGGAUGAGAUGGCCGUGGACGACGAGGCGGCUGCGGCGGAGAUCGGGGAGCUCAAGCAACGGAUUAGCGGCGGCCGCUUGUCGAGGCGGCGGCCGACGUUGGAGACCAUACACGAGGAGAGCUACGCCGCGCUAGCAUGCUAA
This is a messenger RNA of Triticum turgidum subsp. durum (durum wheat), 564 nucleotides long. NCBI's taxonomy places the organism in Eukaryota, Viridiplantae, Streptophyta, Magnoliopsida, Poales, Poaceae. The record is from the annotation of a GenBank genome assembly.